AUGGUCAUGGUCCGCAUCGUGUACUUUGCGUCGUUUCUGCCCCUGGUAGUGCUGGAGGCGGCAGCACUGUCAAGUUUGUGCUCAACGACGAACACGGCUUCCUCGAAAUCAUAUUCGAGUCUCUACCAGAGCAGGGGGGCCUGCGGUGAUAGGUGCAGGGGUCAGUCGGCCUACGCCGUGGUUCAGGAUGACCAGUGCUGGUGCAGCGACACGACGCCUAGCUCGACGACAGACGACGGCAGCUGCAACAAGCCCUGCCCGGGAUACCCUCAAGAAUCAUGCGGCAGUGAUGGGCUGUAUUCCUACAUUUUAUUAGACCGAAACAUGGUCAAGGGCGCACCCGCUUCAUCAUCAUCGCCAUCAUCGCCCUCAUCACCGCCCUCAUCAUCACCACCCUCAUCACCACCAUCACAGCAACAACAACCACAACCAUCAGUAAGCUCUGGAUCGUCAGACUCAUCAAGUCCAUCUCCACCCCCACCAAAAGUGGUCACAGUUACUCAGGUGAAUGCAGAGUCCAGAACAAUCAUCCAGACAGUCGAGGCGCCGGCCUCGUCCAUAAUAGAGGAGAAUCCCGCGACGUUUCGCACAGUCACAGUAACUGGCACACCAGCCGUGUCGACCAUUGCCGCCGUCGCCGACAACCCCAACAACAACAACAAUGACACACCCUCGGCUACGGACUCGCCUACACCCCACAGCGACGACAACGGCGGCGGCGGCGGCUCUGGCCUGAAGCAGGGCACCAUUGUGGGCAUCGCGGUCGGCGGGUCGGCGGCCGGUGUGUUUGUGGGAUUGAUUGCCUUUAUGGUCUGGCGCCGCAACAGGUACAAGGGCGAUGAUGACGGCGACAGCGGCAGAAGACAGAGCGAAGAGGUGCAGGGCGUAGUCGACUACUUUGGUACCGCCAACGGAGCUACGUCGAUUAAGAGAGACAACACGAGCGCGUCGGAAGACUCGCGGAUGGGGGCGUUUGGGCAGAACAAGAACCUGUACCGCAACAGCAUAGGGAGCUUGGAGGAUACCUCGUCGGAAUGGGGCCAGGUAUUACGAGUGGUGAAUCCAGAUAUGCCGGAGAAGCAGCAUUGA
Beauveria bassiana ARSEF 2860 is the source of this 1089-nucleotide messenger RNA. RefSeq names its product ER membrane protein Wsc4, putative. The transcript has 3 exons. The record is from RefSeq and is a predicted model, not a curated record. Bases 1 to 1089 code for a protein of 362 amino acids. Lineage: Eukaryota; Fungi; Ascomycota; Sordariomycetes; Hypocreales; Cordycipitaceae.